UUAUAAAUUUUGACAUAUCUAGAAUAAAAUAUGGGAUAAAAUACAUAUUUUCAUGGGCUUGCACAUUCUCAAUACAAUUGGAGUUUAGUUAGAUUUACUUUACUUUAAUUUCACUACUGUCGGAUCCUAUCCAUUAAAAUAUCUCUGUUUUGUUUUUUGCAAGUUAUUAACAAGUUAUCUUUUUUAUAUAUAGAUACAACUGGAUAAUAUGACGUUUAUAAUAUGGAUACUAUUCACAGCAGUGAUAUUAAUCAACAAGUAACAAACAAUAACAAACGUGUAGCAAAAAAGUGUGUUAGAAUAUUAAAAAUCUCAUCCCUUUUUAAUGUUGACCUUUCUUUCUACAAACAAGCAGUAUAAUGUAAAACUACCAAAUUACCUUUUUAAAUCUAUUAGUUUACACCUCAGUUAUACAAAUGGUCGGCCCGAUACAGAAUUAUUUCCCGGAUUUAAAGUUUGAAAUUAGUGUUUAAAAUUUAGUGUUGGAAAUAUACUACUUCAACGAUGUCAGAAAACUCAAGCUUAAUGGAAUUAACAAUGGAUCAGAUACAGACCGCUUUUGAUAAAACAUUAAAGACAUUUAAUGAGCCGGGAGUCAGACUUGUCCUGAUAACAAAUAAAUAUGUAGACACUGCCUUAAAAUUUGCUCGAGAAAACUUCAUGACUCGGGAACCAGUUAGCAAAAGUAUUGGAAUAAAAUGGACUGCAGAAUAUGAGCAGCUGUGGAAGAGAUCUUUAGAUCUCAACCUUUCUCUGAUGUUCCUCAGUGAGAAAGAUGAAGAGCCAAUAGCAUUGCGGACAAUAAGAAUAGCUCGAUAUGACGAUACAAAUGAUAGUGACGGUAUCAAAGACCAGCCCUUAAAAGAGGUUGUCCGUCUUCUCGGAUACUGUGACCAAAAGGCGAAUUUCUUUGGCCAUUUUCAUACUCUAGAAGCGUUCCACUUUUUAGGUCUUGCAGUAGCUCCAAAAUAUCAACGGCGUGGCUAUGCUACGAAGAUAUUCAACACUGCAGUUGAAAUGAUUCGUAAUUUUGGAAUAGAUCCUGUGUAUAUUAAAGUCGAGGGUUCCUCGAAUUUUUCGAAGAAAAUUUUUGAAAAGACAGGUAUGGAAAGUUUAUACGAACUGUUUUUUGAUGAUUGGGAAGUUGAAGGAAGGACAUUAAUUCAGAAUACGGGCAUUCAUAGGUCUGUUAAAAUGUAUGGCAUGAAAUUAUCAACAGGAUAACGGUGCGACAAUGAUGAUGAUUUUGUUGUAAAGGUAGACAUUCUAACAAAACUUCCAAUAUGACCUUCGCCUACUGACUUCAAGAAAGGAGUUAAUGAUACACCCCUUAACCAGCUGCAUUUUUGAUAUGGAUUUGCCGAUCUUUAAAACAUAAAUUUUGUGAUUUUUAUAUAUCAAAUUUUGAGCUACAAAACGUUAAGAGCUUGAACUGACUGCACAAAUGGCCCGGAUGCUGACCUGGCUCUUCCCUUGUGGUAAAAUGACUGAUGAUUUGUGUGUGAAGGCAGUCAAAGGGUAUACACAGUUGGACAAAACGUAUAUAGAGAUAAUCCAAGCCCAGCCAGGAUGCUCAUUUUGUGUACUGAUUUUGAGAUAUUGUGAUUUUUAAAUGAUUCUUAUUUAAUUUUUAUCGUUUCGAUACCAAUUUUUGUUUCCUCUAAAUUAACAUAGUGGUUAUGUUGUUUGACAAUAGACAUUAUUUGUGAUCGUAGGAAAAGAAUAUACCAAAGAAAGUUAUAUUUCUAGAUAUAAAGCUAAUGCAAGUUUAUGAUAAAACAAGUUGUUUUAUUAAAGCAACCACGUUGUCUUUGAACUAGCAAAAACUUUAGUAACUGAUAUUUCGUCUUGCUUAAAAUUUCUUAAUCAUUACAACUUUAUUAAUGACUAAAUAAUUAGAUGGUUGAGCUUCAUGGCCCAAUAAACAUAAUGUGGUUUCUUGGCUUAAUGAACCUUUUUAAAGUUUUGAUGUGUAUGGCGAGUUUUAAGAUUUUCAU
Molecule: messenger RNA, 1997 nt
Organism: Ruditapes philippinarum (Manila clam)
Lineage: Eukaryota; Metazoa; Mollusca; Bivalvia; Venerida; Veneridae
Exons: 2
Coding region: 505-1224 (239 amino acids)
Molecular function (GO): N-acetyltransferase activity
Source: RefSeq, a predicted model, not a curated record